Molecule: messenger RNA, 885 nt
Organism: Daldinia decipiens
Lineage: Eukaryota; Fungi; Ascomycota; Sordariomycetes; Xylariales; Hypoxylaceae
Exons: 3
Coding region: 109-771 (220 amino acids)
Source: RefSeq, a predicted model, not a curated record
CGACGUAAUAAAUGAAAUAAUACCUUGAUUUCCAUCGUCUUUCCUGGGAUUAAAAAAGAAAUUCCAUAUAUUCGUCGGGUUCGCAACUCAGGGAGACUUCAAGGCAUCAUGGGCCAUCCAUUCCACCCCGACGACUUCCCCAUCAACGAGGACGUAGUCCUCCAACCUACGCAAGUCUUCUUCCUCAAAGGAUGCGUACACUUCAAAACAACCGCCAAAAUACUCAACCUAUCCGGCCAAGUCCGGGCGCCCUUCUCGGGGGACUUUAACCACGCAUUCCUCGACGACACGGAGCGAGCCGCGCAGAAACAACUCCAGAGCAACAGCCCCCCCGCCUACGAAAUCAAGUCCUCGGGCAACAUGAUGCGCACGCUGAAGACGAUGGUAGACGGGCGCUCCGGCGACAAGGUGUGCGACCUCAACAUCACGUUCGUGUCCUUCGACUCGUCGCGCGUGCGCUUCCCCCCCGGCAGCAAGCACUCCCGCCACGAGGUCGAGAUGUGUCCCGUCGGCGGCAGCUCGCGCGACGAGGACAGCAAGCACGAGGCGUUUGUCAGGCACAGCAUUCCGUACUUCUGGGACAUGACGCACGGCCGCGUGGGGAUCUUGUACAAGUGUCUGAACCAGAAGCGCGUGGAGGUUGGCCGGGUCGCGGGCUUUGGGUUUGACAAGGACGCCGUGCUGGUGCUUAAUGGCGAGGAGUUGGAUGACGUGGUGGCUAUCUCGACGUGUAUUGUCUUGUUGAAUGGUCGAGAUGCUAUGGAUGCUUGAGUCGGCUUAAAGGGAGCGGAAAACGGGCAUGGUUUUAAUUAACUGGCUUGUAAUCGAAUUUGUAAUUAUAUGCUGUUCUAAAUAAUAUAUUCUUCUACAUAAAACCCCAUCGUU